CCUGAUCAGCUGUAUUAAACAACAUCAUAUAACACUAUUAUUCGUGUGACGAUCCUGCAUUAUCAACCACAUGGCAGAACAAAGUCGAAAACGUCAGCGGGCAGAGACGACCUCUGACAGCAUCAAAAUGCCAAAGACAACAUUGUCACUGGAGUUGCCCCCUGACAAUAAGAAAUGGGAAGCAAAGCACUUGUGUCAGCACCUGCAAAACUGUCAAAACACAGUUAAAGACAAAAAGAUCACUGUUGCCAUGUUGAAAAAUCUCACAUAUGCUGAGCAGAGAGAACUAUGCAUGAGUAUCACUGAAGAACUGAGCAAAGAACAGGGCAAGGUGUUCAAUGAUCCCAUCCACGGGCAUGUGGAGUUACACCCACUUCUCGUCAAAAUUAUAAACACACCUCAGUUCAACAGGCUACGAAACAUCAAGCAGCUUGGAGGGGCCUACUUUGUUUUCCCUGGAGCGUCCCACAACCGCUUUGAACACUCCAUUGGAGUGGCGUACUUGGCAGGAGAGUUUGCACAAGCUCUAAAAACAAAGCAGCCUGAACUGGACAUCACUGACAGAGACAUCCUUUGUGUGCAAAUUGCAGGUCUUUGCCAUGACCUGGGACAUGGGCCAUUUUCCCAUCUGUUUGAUGGAAUGUUCCUCCCCAAAGCACGUCCAGGUAAAAAGUCGAAGCAUGAGGAGAUUUCUCUAAAGAUGCUUGAUCACCUGGUUGAUAAAAAUGACCUGAAGCCGGUGAUGGAGCAGUACGGCCUGGAGAAAGAGCAGGACAUGAAAUUCAUCAAGGAGAUGAUUGGGGGACCUCUGGACUCUAAUAAACAAAAGAAGUGGCCAUAUGAAGGUCGAGGCGAGGACAAGUCCUUCCUCUAUGAAAUCGUGGCCAAUAAAACAAAUGGCAUUGAUGUGGACAAGUUUGAUUACUUUGCCAGGGACUGCCACCACCUGGGCAUCCAGAACCACUUUGACCAUCACCGCUUCUUCAAGUUUGCCAGAGUGUGUGAGGUGGAGGGCGGGGGGAAGCACAUCUGCUCUCGAGACAAGGAGAAGGACAAUCUGCGUGACAUGUUUGAAAAUAGAAGUUCUCUCCACAGGAAAGCCUAUCAGCACAAAGUGAACAAGCUCAUAGAGACUAUGAUCACAGAUGCCUUCGUAAAAGCGGAUCCAUGCAUCCAGAUUGAAGGCUCAGGAGGGAAGACGUUCACUCUCUCUAAAGCUAUAGAAGACAUAGAGGCCUACACCAAGCUGACAGAUCGGGUGUUUGAAAUAAUACUCACUCCUCCUUCCCACAUCUACGUUUCCUGCCCAGAGGAGGAAGAAAUAAGGAAAUGUCUCAUCACAGCUGGAAAUUGCCCAGAGGUGAAAGCUGCGAGGGAGAUUCUCCAAAGGAUCAUAGAUCGAGACUUCUACAAGUGUCUGGGGAAAAUUAAGACUCAGAAACCCACCAAGGAGGUGAUAGAGCAGUGGAAAGAGGAAUUAGCUCAAACCAUCCCUGAUGUCGGGCUGACAGCAGAGGACUUUGAAAUUGUGGUCACUUCUCUCGAUUACAGGAUAAAGGGGAAGGACCCCAUCAGUAAUGUGUACUUCUACAGCAAGUUUGCCCCUGACAAAGCUUCAAAGAUUGACCAAGACCAGAUGGACAAGCUUCUCUCAGAGCGCUUUUCUGAGCCGUUCAUCCGGUUUUAUUGCAAGAGGAGGGAUAAAAAGAGUCUGGAUGCUGCCAAGAAACACUUCGUCCAGUGGUGUAGAGACAAGAACUUUCCAAUACUUGAGGUACAGGAUGGAAACCCAGAGGAAGACAGCCAAAACAAUUAAUAUGAAGAUGUGGAAGAUGAAGUUCAAACCUGAAAAAAACAAACACUUUCUGAUACUCACUGGUUCUUUAUAAUUGAAAAUAAUCAAAAAUGACCCUAUAAAUGAGAAUGAAUUAUUACACUAAAACCCUAUAGUCGGGUUUUCUGCCCUGUUCAAUAUUAAACACAUAUUUUUGUUUGCCUUUGAUCAUCUUCAUCAGCUGUUUUAGGCCUUCUCCAUCUGCAGCUGUAUGUCACAUUUAAACUGAAGCACAAUUUCAUACCAUGUUUCUACCAAAACAUGCCCUUCUGUAAAUCUUUUUUAUCCUUGCAUAACUACAGAGCUUUUAAAGGAGGAAAUUCAAAUCUACAAACAAAAGUACAACUGUGUAUUCUUUAUGAUGGUGACAAGCUGUAAAGCACUACCAACACAUGUAAUGGAGUCUGUUAUUUAAAGUGACAUUUAAUUAAUAAGCAUUUAAUUUGUGGUUUGAGGAUUUUGAAUAUUUAGUAAUAUUUGUAUUUUAUAUUAGUUGUGUGAGUUAACGUGGAAAUCUGAUUAGAUGUUAUUUUGACUUUAAAUCAUUUUUGAUCAGAGGUUGUUUUGGUGGUUUAGUUUAUUUAACUGCAUCUUUCCUCCCAACAUUUAUUGUCACUGUUUUUAAAUUGUUUUUGAAUCUAUUUUAUUGGUGGCAUCUUUUAUUGUAUCUUGUUUUUUCAUUUGAAUGAGUAUACCUUUUGAAAUCAUCUCAAUCAAUCUGAAAUAAGUAAUUAACAAUAAUUGAAUAAUUUGUGAUAGGUCAUUUAUUACUAUUAUGAUUAUAUUAUAUAUCACAUUUUUAUUAGUCCUAUUAUAUAGGUGAACUGGCUUGUUGUUUUCUUUUACGUAACCAUCUGUGGUUAAGACGAAGGUUAGGUAUUGUGUUCUGCUCAUUGUGUGAAAAUGUAUUAUAGUUGUAAUAUGUAAUGGGACUGUGGAGGGAUACCAAAGGCUAGUCAGUAGUGUUAACUGUAAUCCUGUUGAAAUGAUUUGAUAACAAAUUGUACCUGUGCUAUUUGAAACAAAGGUCGUUUUCUCUUUGUCGUGUAAUUAAACUCAUCCAACACCAAUUGUUUAGGUAUAUAUAACACUUAACUUCCAUAUUUUCUUUCUUACCUUGAUUCAUUUGUAUCAUCUGCAACAUUGAUGUAAAAAUAUGUAUGGAUAUAAAGAAGGGAGUUAAUGAU
This is a messenger RNA of Seriola aureovittata, 3021 nucleotides long. RefSeq names its product deoxynucleoside triphosphate triphosphohydrolase SAMHD1-like. Gene Ontology annotation, biological process: dGTP catabolic process; defense response to virus; regulation of innate immune response. Bases 71 to 1816 code for a protein of 581 amino acids. The transcript has 16 exons. Gene Ontology annotation, molecular function: dGTPase activity. Lineage: Eukaryota; Metazoa; Chordata; Actinopteri; Carangiformes; Carangidae. The record is from RefSeq and is a predicted model, not a curated record. Gene Ontology annotation, cellular component: nucleus.